Molecule: messenger RNA, 6296 nt
Organism: Sinocyclocheilus grahami
Lineage: Eukaryota; Metazoa; Chordata; Actinopteri; Cypriniformes; Cyprinidae
Product: regulating synaptic membrane exocytosis protein 1-like
Exons: 34
Coding region: 415-5361 (1648 amino acids)
Biological process (GO): regulation of membrane potential; regulation of synaptic vesicle exocytosis; regulation of synaptic plasticity
Cellular component (GO): cytoskeleton of presynaptic active zone; presynaptic membrane
Molecular function (GO): small GTPase binding; transmembrane transporter binding
Source: RefSeq, a predicted model, not a curated record
CUUCUUUUUUAAUCUGAGAGCGACGAAAAAGAGAGAGAGAUCAGUGGGCGAGAGACGGACUCCGCCUUUGCCGUCGCCCAAUACCGAGCCCCCGGUUCAGUGAAGGGGGAAAUCACAGAUCUGCUAGCUAAUGCCGGGGUCCCCCUGUUUGCGUCGUCUCCGGGCGUAGAGAUGAUGGGCUUCCCGUAACUGGAGGUGGAGGGGAGAGGCGGGGGUGGGGGUAGCGAUAAAAGAGGAGGGGUGGGUUGAAAAAAAAAGCACGAAGAGAAACAAAAGCACAGUUGUGGGUGUCUGAAACCAUGCGAGAUUUGCACUAUUCACAAAGACCGCUGCUCUAUCCGUGGACCAUGUCGUGAGGUGUGGCUCCUGCGCUCGGGAUACUGCCAAUAGAUACGCCUGGGAGCGGGGCAAAAGAUGUCCGCCUCGGUAGGGCCCCAAAGCGGCCCUCGCCCACCCACCGUGCCGGCUCCCAUGCCUGAUAUGCCGGACUUGAGUCACCUCACGGAGGAGGAAAGGAAAACCAUCAUGGCAGUGAUGGUUCGGCAAAGGGAGGAAGAGGAUAAAGAACAAGCCAUGCUAAAGACACUGCACCAGCAGUUUGAGAGUUAUAAGGAGCAGGUGAGGAAGAUUGGGGCAGAAACGAAACGACAGCAGGCUGUCCAUAAAGAUGAUGCACCUACUUGUGGCAUCUGCCGUAAGACCAAGUUUGCAGAUGGCUGUGGGCAUCUGUGUUCCUACUGCCAGACCAAGUUCUGCGCCCGCUGUGGGGGAAGAGUGUCGCUGCGCUCAAAUAACGUGAUGUGGGUAUGUAACCUGUGCAGGAAACAGCAGGAAAUCCUAACUAAAUCAGGAGAAUGGUUUUCAUCAGGGCCUGGGGGGAGGCCUCUUAGUGUGGGUGCUCCCCUCGGUGUCCCUGAGUUGGAGAAGGACAGGAAGUUGCGCUCCAGAUCACAGGCUCCGGUUGCUAACGACACUCUGCCACACAGAGCUGGUGCUGGUGACCCCACCAAGGGAGCAGAUACGAUGCUUGCUUCACGCUCCCGCAGUGAACCACCACGAGACAAGAAGAGACCAGUGUCCCUGCAUGAGCAGAAUGGAAAGGUGAUGGGACGUGGAGAGAGAAGGCGAGGCCCAGGCCGGUUGUCAUCACAGGCCUCUGAAGACCGAGCUCCAGGUGAGAAGCGUGACAGUAGACGAUUGGAGAAAGGCCACUCGCAGGAAUAUCCCAAAGAUGAGCCCACCCAUCCCGAGCGGCGAAGGAGACAGGAAGAGGAAGAGCGAGAGCGUCAAAGACGAGAGGAAGAGUAUCAGACUCGGUACCGCAGUGACCCGAACCUCGCACGCUACCCUGUCAAACCACAGAAGGAGGAACAGGAAAUGCGUAUGCAUGCCAAAGUGUCCAAAAUGCGUCAGGAGCGUCAUCACAGUGACCUAGCCAUCAACGAAGUUGGAUUAAUGCAAGAUGGGGGUGAGGCGGCUGGAAAUCGCAUGAGCAGGCAACGAGUGGCUAACAACGAAGACCGCAAAGCCCUUAUAGAAACCCAUCGAGCUUAUUCUGUGGACAGGACCGUGGGGGGUGGCAUUGGGGGACAAGGAUCCCUCGCUAAACAGGGCCACGGUGGCCCUCAAGUGGGCCCUACUGGGCCCCCAGACCUCAGGGACGGACAGGACUGGGGCCCAAAGGGGCAUCUGGAACCUGGGUCCGCAGCUUUUCUGCACAGGGCUAAGCGGGAAAAGGCUGCAGAAAUCAUGCGUAAAGAUUCUUCUCUUAGCUCGGACCAAUCUGAGUCGUUACGGCCACCUCCACCUAGAGCCUAUAGACCCAAACGAGGCCUCAACAAAAGGCAGAUGUCCAUCAGUAGCUCGGAAGAAGAGGGCGGCUCCACGCCUGAAUACACCAGCUGUGAGGACGUGGAGAUCGAAAGUGUUAGUGAAAAAGGUGACUGGGACUGUCAUCCUCUGGACCCAACUGUGUGGCAUCAUCCAGUGAGCUGGCAGCCAUCCAAAGAGGGAGAUCAUUUGAUUGGCCGGAUCACUCUAAGUAAGCGCUCCACCAUGCCACGAGAAGCCGGAUCCCUGCUGGGUCUGAAGGUGGUUGGUGGAAAAAUGACAGAGUCAGGGAGACUGGGGGCCUUUAUCACCAAAGUAAAGAAAGGAAGUUUGGCUGACAUUGUAGGCCAUUUACGAGCAGGCGAUGAGGUGUUACAGUGGAAUGGAAAGGCGUUGCCUGGAGCAACUAAAAAGGAAGUGUACAAUAUUAUUCUAGAGUCCCAGUCAGCACCUCAAGUGGAAAUAGUUGUUUCCAGACCAAUUGGAUGUAUUCAGCGAAUUCUGUCCAAAAACUUCUUGAAAAAGGUCUAUAGAGCAUAUCAAGAAACUCCAAGACUUCCAGGAACAUCACAUCCUCCUCUAGAAUCAACUGGUUCGAGUUCUAUAGAUGAAUCCCAAAAGAUGGACCGUCCAUCCAUCUCUGUAAUGUCACCGACUAGUCCUGGGAUAUUGAGAGACCUCCCUCUGGUACUGCCAGGCCAGCUGUCGGUGAAAUUAUGGUAUGAUAAAGUGGGCCAUCAGCUUAUUGUCAAUGUCCUACAAGCACGAGAACUGCCCCCUCGACCAGACGGACGACCUAGAAAUCCCUACGUCAAAAUGUAUUUUCUUCCUGAUAGAAGUGACAAGAGCAAGAGACGGACGAAAACGGUGAAGAAGACUGCAGAGCCAAAGUGGAACCAGACGUUCCUGUAUUCUCACGUUCACCACAGAGACUUCAGAGAGCGCAUGCUGGAGAUCACUGUUUGGGACCAGCCCAGAGUCCAGGAGGAAGAGAGUGAAUUUCUGGGAGAGAUUCUGAUCGAGCUGGAAACAGCUCUAUUGGAUGACCAGCCACACUGGUACAAAUUGCAGACCCAUGAUGUGUCAUCCCUACCAUUGCCCCAGCCGUCCCCCUGCCUCCUUAGCAGACAUGUUCAUGGAGACAGUCCAAGUAAAAAACUGCAAAGAUCUCAUCGCAUCAUUGAAACAGAUUAUGAUGAUGGUAUAACAGUAGUGUCCUCAGCAGCAGAGAGGAACUCCAGAGACAGGGACAGGUCAAGCACACUGACCGUACCUGAGAGACAGGCAGCCAUACAGCAUCGCUCGCGGUCAGUAUCCCCACACAGAGAAGACCAAUGCAGAGCCCGCUCUCGACCUGCACACGUCCCUAUGCAGAGGAGUCUGGAUGAGAUCCACAAAAACCGCCAUCAUUCCUACUCUCCCUCUCACUGCCACGACUCCCACCAGGAACAUCGCUCCGGAGAUUCUGACUAUGAAUAUUCAGAGGACAGCGAGGUCCUGGAGAUGCACAGAUCGAUCCGAGGUGGGAGUGCUGAGUGCCUGCAAACAAACAGGAAAUUAGCUAGGCACUGUAACACACUUCCCCCAAAGAUGCCCUUGUUAGUGAAUGGUAUACAUAAAGAUAUUUACAGCUCUACCCUCCCUGCAUGCUUAAAGAACAAACCGCCCCGGCGAACAGAGAGGGAUGGUGUUAUCCCUCUUAGUGCCAUUCCACAGCGUGUUCUCAGGUUCACAGACGAGGUCAGCUCUGGUGAUCUUCAGCCUUCAUUAGACAGAAUAAGAAGUGCCAGUACAACUUGUUUGAGACCAGAGUCAAACUUCCACUUACCUGAAAGAGAAAGGCAUUCUGGCAAUUUGGAUAGGCCAAGCUGUCAGAUAGCUAACAAGAAAACCAUUGAUGGCGACAGACUUCAGCCCACCUCUAUCCUCAGGGGUGGCAGGAGGAGGAGAGAGCCUCCCCUCAGGCCCUUUGGCCAGACCAGCUUAGGGGGUUCCUGCCCUAACUCCCCACGAGCUGACAGAGAACUUCAGCAUGGUGGACAUUAUUCCCCGGCAGGGACCACGUCAUUAGGGCGCAGGGGCAGACAGCUGCCACAACUUCCUGCAAAGAGCAGCAGUAUAGAGCAAGACCAUGUCAACAGUAAACCUGAGGAGAAACCUAACUCAGCACUAGCAGUGGAAGAGCGGGCUCGUCAGUUGCAAAUGAGAGUACAUUCCUAUCGGCCAGGCUCUUCUGCCAGCUCUGGUCACGACCCAGAGGCAGAGCUCAAAAACAGGAGAGAUAUGUAUAAGGAUCAGAAGAGGAGUUGUGAUAGCAUGUCUGCAAGGUCAUCAGACAGUGACAUGAGCGAUGCAUCAGCUAUCUCCCGUGCCAGCAGUGCCUCACGGCUGAGCGCCACCAGCUACAUGUCCAUCCAGUCUGAGAGACCACACGGGAGAAUCAGGUCAAAGUCGUUGGAGAGUUGUAAAGGAGAUGAAAAGAAGGAGAGAAGGAUUUCAUGGGGGGUGAAUGGAACAGACAACAGGAGGAGUCUAGGAAAGAGACGUUUCUCUGAGGAGCUUAAACGCAGACGUCAUACGGUGGCUGGAGAUGUGAGUCGACAAGUCAGAGCCUCAUCUGGUCAAAGCAUGCUAAAGAGCACAAGCGUAAGCGGUGACAUCAACACGGAGCGAACAGACGGCAGCCAGUCUGACACUGCCCUGGGAACAGUUGGAACCGGAGCGAAAAAGCGGCGCUCCAGCCUCAAUGCUCGAUUCGUGGCUAUCGUGGGAAACCGUCGCAGCCGAAGCACCUCACAGAUCAGUCAAACGGAGGCAUCCAAUAAGAAGUCAAAGGGCAGUCAAGGGACGAUCCAGCGCAGUCAGGAGACGGGAAUGGCUGUGGAAUUGCAGAGGAAUAUGAGUCGUCAACCCAGCCGUGAAUCUAACAACGGAAGCAUGAACAGCUACAACUCUGAGGGCAGUCCAAUUUUCCCAGCAGUUCGAGUCGAGACUCAGUUCAGUGACUUCCUGGAUGGACUGGGCCCUGCUCAACUAGUUGGUCGACAAACCCUUGCCACACCAGCAAUUGGUGACAUUCAAAUUGGCAUGGUGAAUAAGAAAGGCCAGCUGGAGGUGGAGGUGAUAAGAGCACGAGGUCUCAUCCAAAAACCAGGGUCCAAAUCACUCCCCGCUCCAUAUGUCAAAGUCUAUCUUCUACACAAUGGGGCUUAUGUAGCUAAGAAGAAGACAAAAAUUGCACGCAAGACACUCGACCCGCUGUACCAGCAAACGCUGCAGUUUGAAGAAAGUCCACAGGGUAAAGUGUUACAAGUAAUUGUCUGGGGAGAUUAUGGGCGAAUGGACCACAAAUCCUUCAUGGGAGUUGCACAAAUCCUACUAGAGGAGCUGGACCUCUCCAGCAACGUGAUUGGCUGGUACAAACUUUUCCCGCCUUCUUCCCUAGUCGACCCAACUCUUGCCUCUCUAACUCGACGUGCUUCUCAGUCAUCCCUGGACAGUUCGCCGGCACCUGCGGGGGUUCGAUCGUAGUGGACUAAUAACAUAAAGCACAGUCUGAGAGACAACAGGACAACAAUAAGAGCCAGGCAGAAAAUGCGAUGAAAUAACACAAAGCUUUGUUCAAAUCUGACAAUCACUCCUGUGACUUUGUUUUUGUUUUCCUGUUUGUGGGUAGCCCGUGUUCUGCCAACUUUGUUUGUCCUAAAUGAAAUCGUUUGUUUCUCUCACUGUUUGUCGCGUGAGAUUUAGGGCUGUCUACACUAGCACGCGGGAAGCACCACUUUAGGGCGACAUAGAAAGCAGGGUGAUAUUCAGUCAAGUCUUCAUUGAAAUGUACGUAAGCUAGUUUUUAACAGAGCAUCAGAAUGUAUCAACCCAAAAACAAAGGUGACCUCUGACCAAGGGAUUGUGGGGCCUCAGUCGAGGCCCUAUCUAAACCCUGUUUGUACUGAAAGUGAAAGGUCAGGAACUUGAAAGACAUAGGGCGUCCCCUGGGGAGGUUGUCUGGAAGGGCAGGGCCUUUCUUGGUGCCUAAACCUGGAGGACCCAAAGCCAUGGUCCAUUUCAUCCAAAAAGGUUCCUCUGUUUUCAACAUAUGUGACAGCUAACGGAGGCCACUCUCGUCACUUAUUUAGCUUCUUUUUUUAACAUCUCUAGCACGUUUUAUGAAAAACAACAGGUUUGUGUUGUCCAGUGUACUGUGAAAAUUACAGGAAAUGCUAAAAAUGAAAUCGAAGACAGCGUAUCUGGAAAUACACACAUUUCUUUGCAGUUUUUUUUUUUACUUUUGUUAACUGAAACUAUUACAUUAUCCUACAGUACGUUGCAAUACAUCAUCUUAUUCAGUGAAUUGAAUUCGAUUUUUAGAUGUUUACACUUAUCAUUAAAUGCUAUUAAAAAGUAGAUAUUUAGUUAAUGAAAAACACUAUGUACCAAGAUAAACAUAUUUGUGACCCUGGACCACA